Molecule: messenger RNA, 7554 nt
Organism: Coregonus sp. 'balchen'
Lineage: Eukaryota; Metazoa; Chordata; Actinopteri; Salmoniformes; Salmonidae
Source: the annotation of a GenBank genome assembly
AUGAACCGGCAAUUGAACGGUUUCCAUAACUCAAUCAUUGAUGAAGACUGCUUUUUGUUCACCUCUGAAUCUGUUGGAGAAGGUCACCCAGGUGAGUUUGCAAUGUGGCGGUCUUAUUUUAGCUAGCUAGGUAACGUAGUUAGUUUCUAUAUUUUUCAACACAAGGUCAUGGCGUAGAUUCAGCGAACUACAGUAACAAAGUGUUACCAAAUGCGUGCCAAUCAUUUUUACGAACACGCAUAACGUCAGUUAAUAUACUGUUUGUAUGGUUGUCAACUAGCUAAUUGACAAUUUUUCAUAUGUGCUGAUGUUUGAGCCGGACGACAUUGUGAAUGGGGAACACGCGAUAGGCUCAGGCCCAUUUUUUACAGUUUAUGUGCAGGCCACGCGGGAUGCCUUCGACCUAGCAUGGGGUGUCUAGUUAGCUAGUAGCAGAUAAUGCUAAUCCAGAAAAGUAGGCCACUAAAUUACUUGUCUGGAUUGUUAAAUCACUGCUGAUGUUAGGUGGCGCGUUUGUUGAAAAACUGAACAUCUAUGCCAUAUUGUUUUUAUAUAUUCGUUUCUUUCAGUCAAUUUAUUCGUACAUUUGCCCGAGUUGAAACACUGGUGUUACAUCAAUAGACAACGAGCUCGUUCACAUGACACAUGCAUUCACGACUGCGCGUGCUGAGUACAGUUGGCUUUGUUGUUAUCCAGUCACUGGGUUAGCUGAGCUCUCCAACUGUCAAUACCGUCGUUGUGUAUUUAAGCAAUAAGGCCCGAGGGGGUAUGGUAUAUGGCCAAUAUACCACAAACAACCGAGGUGCCUUAUUGCUAUUAUAAACUGGUUACCAACGUAAUUAGAAGAGUAAAAUGUAUUUUUUUUGUCAUACCCCUGGUAUACGGUCUGACGUACCACGGCUUUCAGCCAAUCAGCAUUCAGGGCUUGAAUCACCCAGUUUAUAAUUUAGUUCAUUGCAGUGCUUUAACAGUUGUGUGGGUGAUAUUUUGAUUGACAGAAGCAUGGGGCCACUUAACUUCUAUUAGCAAUGCUGGUGUAUUUAGACAACAGCGUUGCUCCCUAUCUAGGGUGUCCAUUCAAAAACGCAUAUUUUGAACAAUGGUCAAAAACAGUUAUUGUGUAGAUACGCCUCUAAGAAAACAAUGGUCCAAACUUCAUGUCUCUAUCAUAAUCAGUUCAAAAGUUAAUGGAGUUCUGACCCUUGUAGGAUGGCCACAAUUAGGAUGACAAAAAAUCUGGAAUAUUACGUCAGCAAGGCUGGAUGCUGUGCAAGAAUUAAGGCUAACUGACAGGUUUACCGCUGAACUAAUCUAUCUUCUCAAAUCCGGAGAAGAUAAAACAGUAUACAGGUAAGAUGGGUAUUGAUUUUGAGACAUGGCAUGUAGUAUACUGUAGCUCAGUUGGUAGAGCAUGGCGCUUGCAACGCCAGGGUUGUGGGUUCGUUUCCUGCGGGGGGCCAGUAUGAAAAAAAUGUGUGCACUCACUAACUGUAAGUCGCUCUGGAUAAGAAUGAAUGCGAAAUUCAUUUUUCCCCCCAAAGAUUUCUCACAAAAACAAGCAUAUCUCAGUGAAAUGUCAACGGAGCACUUUUACAUUUAAUUGAGUUUGUCGUGUUAAUUUGGCUUUUUGCGACCCGCGGAAACAACUUUGCAGACAGGCACCACAACAUUUUAAAAUGCUCGCUGCGAAUGUAAAACAUCGCUCCACCAUCUCCUCGUUGCUACAAUUCUAAUAGUUCGCCUACUUUCAGUUUGUGACAAAGCAAGCAUAGUGUAGCGAAUCAUUGUACCAUCUAAACUGCUGUGAAAUAUAUUUUCCAUAACCAAAUAUAUUGUAUGUUCAGCUCUUUGAAGCUUGUGUACAAAACCAAAUGUAAAAGAUGUGAAAAAUAAACUUACGGGAAGCAUAGAAAUAAAUAGCUCACUUACAACACAUCUACCGUUUCUUAGAUUUGCUUUCAAUGAGAAUGAAGAUCUGUAAGUCACAUUUCUAUAUGAAUUUGGUUGGGUCUGUUGAUCCACGUCCUUUCCACUUACCUCAUGUCAAAAUAAAAGUCCUGCAUGUGUGCCAUAUUUGGCCAAAAAAUGAAUAACUUGUGGGACUUUUAUUUUGCGCUAAGUUAAGAUGAAUAAGUAUGUUUAAUAAUGCGUUCCUUUAAAUAUUUUGUCUCAAAUUUCCCCUGUUUUAAUGACCAACUGUCCUGCCCACUAGCACAAUAAGUAGAAAUUGAAUUGUAUUUAACUUAUGGCUUCCUCUGGACUGUUUUUGUGCAACCAAUACAAUAGGGAGCAACACUAUAGUGUAAAUACACCAGUGUUGCUAAUGGCAGCUAGGGGCCAUGGUGUACUCCUUUCACCUAAAAUCACGUGGUUUUUAUAUCCACAUAGCUAACGUUAGCUAGCAAGGUAUUUGCAGUACUCUCAAACCAACUGCCCUGCUCAGCUCUUCUGGUGUCUACCUUCUCAUUGUUUGUCUUUGCUAAUGCUAAGUCAGUCCACUAAAUGUACAUUUGCGUUACAGUACCUAGCCAGGUGUUCUGGCUACAGCUGUAAAGUACAGGUUUAAGUGCAGUGCGCACUCGACAUAUGGGGGAGGGGGGGGGGGGGGCAGCUUCCAUUGCAGCUGAUUAUCUAGGCUUAUCUCCAUUCUAAAUAUAGGCCUAGGUCUCCUCUCCAGGGACUGCAGUGCAACUGUGUGCAGCCUGUCGCAUGUACCUUUUGGCACAAGAAACUGCUUUGAGAAAGCAGUCACUGUGGUGACGAUUCAGUGCAUAUGAUAAUCCAUUAAAUUGAAGUCAACAUAGUGCUAGUGGUGUGACAAGGUCUUGUAGAGGCUUGAUCCAAUGACUGCCCCGUCUCCCUGCAGGGCUGGGGGGGUGCAGGCCAGGGUGUGAAUGUAUUGCUGUUAGGAAUGUGGCAACUGUAGUACUUUGCAGCUGUCAAUCAUAAAGUGCAUUUGGAAAGUAUUCAAACUCCUUCACUUUUUUGACAUUUUGUUAUGGUACAGCCUUGUUUUUCCCUCAUCGAUCUACACAAAAUACCCCAUAAUGACAAAGCGUAGACAGGUUUUGAGAAAUUAUUGCAAAUGUAUAAAAUAAAAACAGAUACCUUAUUUACAUUAGUAUUCAGACCCUUUGCUAUGAGACUUGAAAUUGAGCUCAGGUGCAUCCUGUUUCUGUUGAUCAUCCUUGAUGUUUCUACAACUUCAUUGGAGUCCACCUGUGGUAAAUUGGACAUGAUUUGGAAAGGCACACACCUGUCUAUAUAAGAUCCCACAGUUGACCGUGCAUGUCAGAGCAAAAACCAAGCCAUGAGGUCAAAGGAAUUGUCUGUAGAGCUCUAAGACAGGGUUGUGUCGAGGUACAGAUCUGGGGAAGGGUACCAAAAAAAUUCUGCCGCAUUGAAGGUCCCCAAGAACACCGUGGCCUCCAUCAUUCUUAAAUGGAAUAAGUUUGGAACCACCAAGACUCUUCCUAGAGCUGAGCAAUCGGGGGAGAAGGGCCUUGGUCAGGGAGGUGACCAAGAACCCGAUGGUUACUCUGACAGAGCUCCAGAGUUCCUCUGUGGAGAUGGGAGAACCUUCCAGAAGAACAACCAUCUCUGCAGCACUCCACCAAUCAGGCCUUUAUGGUAGAGUGGCCAGACGGAAGCCACUCCUCAGUAAAAGGCACAUGACAGCCUGCUUGGAAUUUGCCUAAAGGACUCUGACCAUGAUAAACAAGAUGGUCUGAUUAAACUAAGAUUGAACUCUUUGGCCUGAAUGCCAAGCGUCACGUCUGCAACGCCAGGGUUGUGGGUUCGAUUCCCACGGGGGGCCAGUAUGAAAAAUAAAAAAUGUAUGCACUCACGAACUGUAAGUUGCUCUGGAUAAGAGCGUCUGCUAAAGACUAAAAUGUAAAUGUCUGGAGGAAACCUGGCACCAUUCCUACAGUGAAGCGUGGUGGUGGCAGCAUCAUGCUGUGCGGAUGUUUUUCAGCGGCAGGGACUGGAAGGACUAGUCAUGAUCGAGGGAAAGAUGAAUGGAGCAAAGUACAGAGAUCCUUGAUUGAAAACCUGCUCCAGAGUGCUCAGGACCUCAGACUGGGGCGAAGGUUCACCUUCCAACAGGACAACGACCCUAAGCACACAGCCAAGACAACACAGGAGUGGCUUCAGGACAAGUCUCUGUCCUUGAGUGGCCCAGCCAGAGCCCGGACUUGAACCUGAUCGAACAUCUCUGGAGAGACCUGAAAAUAGCUGUGCAGCGUCUCUCCCCAUCCAACCUGACCCAGCUUGAGAGGAUCUGCCCAAAUACAGGUGCGCCAAGCUUGUAGCUUCAUACCCAAGAAGACUCGAGGCUAAUCGCUGCCAAAGGUGCUUCAACAAAGUACUGCGUAAAGGGUCUGAUUACUUAUGUAAAUGUCAUAUUUCAGUUUAAUUUUUUAUACAUUUGCAAAAAUGUCUAAACCUGUUAUUGCUUUGUCAUUAUGGGUUAUUGUGUGUAGAUUGAGGGGAAUAAAAAAAUAUAUGUUUUAGAAUAAGGCUAACGUAACCAAAUGUGGAAAGUCAAGGGGUCUGAAUACUUUCCGAAUGCACUGUAUACCUGGCCGUGGCUGCGGAGUCUGGCUUGUUGCCCAGUUUGGUCCAUAAAAGGUUAUUGGUUUUGCAGGCAUAACAUGUCUUGAAGUGUUUAGUAGGGUCUUUUUUUGCUGCACGAUACACCCCAUAACUCUUGUUUCUCUUGACAGAUAAGCUUUGUGACCAGAUCAGCGACGCUGUGCUCGAUGCGCAUCUCAAGCAGGACCCUGAUGCGAAAGUGGCAUGUGGUAAGGAUCAAUCACAUCUAUAAAAAAUGAACCUUUCUAUAGGUUUGUCCAUGUUGCGCUGUCUGAUGCUGUAACAUGCCCUUGCUUCUGUCCUCCCUUCGUCUUCCUAAUUAGCUAAUGCACACGUUUACCUCACUUUCCUUCACUUGAUUUCCCUCCAUCCAUCCCCAGUCUUUUGCUCACAUGUUUUCUCUUUCUGUCUGCGUCUUUUCAGAGACAGUGGCUAAGACUGGGAUGAUUCUGCUGGCAGGGGAGGUCACCUCCAGGGCCAACGUUGAUUACCAGAAGGUCGUCAGGGACACCAUCAAGCACAUUGGCUAUGACGACUCCUCCAAGGGUAUUGCUGCAAAUUUGCUCUGAUUUAAUUGCUCACUUCAUUGAAUACAUGGUUUUAAGAAGUCACAGGUUAGCUUUGGCAAAGCGAUAUAGACAGUAAGUAACACUGAGGUUUGAUUAUAUUCCCUUCCCGCAGGCUUUGACUAUAAGACCUGCAACGUCCUGGUGGCUCUGGAGCAGCAGUCCCCUGACAUCGCUCAGGGUGUUCACCUGGACCGCAAAGAGGAGGAUGUGGGGGCUGGAGACCAGGUUAGAAGCCUCCUGUCUUUGAAUAUUUGUGAGUCAGUGACUAAUUGACUGGGCCUGAUGCUCAACUGUAUAUUAGUUUUUAAUGGUUUUUGUCUCCGCACUAAGUGUUAGACUGUGUUUUGUGUUAUAGGGUCUGAUGUUUGGUUAUGCCACUGAUGAGACUGAGGAGUGUAUGCCCCUCACCAUCGUCCUCGCCCACAAGCUCAAUGCCAAGAUGGCUGAACUACGCCGCAACGGAACCCUGCCCUGGCUGAGACCAGACUCCAAAACUCAGGUUAGAUUCAGCACGCAGCCUAUACUCCAAAUACGGCAGGGAUUAACAUUUAAAAUUCAAAAUCAAAUAGCAAAAUUAUCCUUGGUAUGACCUUAAAAACAUUCCAAAUAGCUUAGUAGUACCCCCACCCCUCCCCCGGCUUACUCUUAUGGGUUAAGGUCUGAAAAUGAGUAUUUCUUUGGUUGCCGGAAGAUUCUGAUCACUUGGCAGAAAAUUAAGUUAUUUUCACGUACACAUGGGGUGGAACCAGAAAGACCAGACUACUGGAAUUCUUUGCAUUUAGGUUAUCAUGUUUUAAAAAAUCCUGACCAAUGGUGCAACCGAGCAGGCUCAACUUGCACAACUCCUCAGGUCACUUGCCCCGGGCAAUAGGGCAACCCUUAAUGUCAAUCCCUGCGGCUAUGUUCACAUAUCAAUUUAUGGAAAUCCCUUGUCCAGAUGCAUGUUAUAAAGCAGGCCUUUCAGGCACACUUGCACAGCUAUCUCCACUUGUAUGCAGGUAUCCUAGUAAUAAUAAUAAUAAUAUGCCAUUUAGCAGACGCUUUUAUCCAAAGCGACUUACAGUCAUGCGUGCAUACAUUUUUGUGUAUGGGUGGUCCCGGGGAUCGAACCCACUACCUUGGCGUUACAAGCGCCGUGUACUUUGCCUUACCUUGUCAGACAUGCUUGUACACUUUGAAUUACAUGUCAUACCUCGUCUCCCCCUCUCUAGGUGACCGUUCAGUACAGGCAGGACCGUGGGGCCAUGCUUCCAGUGCGUGUGCACACUGUCGUGGUGUCUGUGCAGCACGACGAGGUAAUUUGCCUGGAUGAGAUGCGUGACGCGCUGAAGGAGCAGGUUGUGAAGGCAGUGGUUCCCACCGUGUACCUGGAUGACGACACCAUCUACCACCUGCAGCCUAGCGGCCGGUUCGUCAUCGGAGGCCCUCAGGUGAGAUAUAUUCUAGACCAGUCCUCAAUAGAUGUACGGGAAGAAAAAAAAAUAUCCAUUGUGAUGUGAUCAAGUAGGCACAUUGUCAGUCAUUAAAAAGUAGGCGCUCUUAUCACCACGAGAUAGACACUUCCAAGGCUGUCCUGGGCUACUUGGCUGACUCUUCCUUUCCCCUUCACAGGGUGAUGCUGGCCUGACAGGACGUAAGAUCAUUGUGGACACCUACGGAGGCUGGGGGGCCCACGGUGGAGGGGCCUUCUCAGGGAAAGACUACACUAAGGUAGACCGCUCUGCUGCCUACGCUGCUCGCUGGGUGGCCAAGUCCCUGGUUAAAGCUGAGCUCUGCAAGCGUGUACUGGUCCAGGUGAGGAAUGAGCUAAUGGCUGUAACCUAACUGUUUAUUUGUCUUUUUGUUGUUGUCAGGUUUUGAUUGCUAUAUGAGUCAUUCACUUAUAGCUGUUAUGCAUCACCGUGACAUGAAAAGUAAAGGAAGCAUAUGUUAUUAUUACCUGUUAUGUGAAUCUUGAUCCUGUUUGUUAAUAAGUGGCUGUGUUGUCAGGUAGCCUAUGCCAUUGGAGUGGCCCAUCCCCUGUCCAUCUCCAUCUUCCACUAUGGGACUUCCCAGAAGAGUGAGCGGGAGCUGCUGGACAUUGUCAAGAAGAACUUUGACCUCCGCCCUGGUGUCAUUGUCAGGUAGAGUGUGGAACAAUGGUGUCCCAUGGGGUCAAAGCUGGUCCUUGUUGGUGGAGGGGUUCUACAUUUUAAAUGGUGAUGUUACACAGCUUGGUUUGCCCUCUGGUAAUCUAUGCAGUUAUUUACCCAGUUCAACACGUUAUUGUGUUUCUCUGUGUUCCAGGGAGCUCGACCUGAAAAAGCCCAUCUACCAGCGGACCGCUGCCUAUGGCCACUUUGGGCGGGAGGCCUUCCCCUGGGAGGUCCCCAAAAAGCUCAAAUACUGA